Messenger RNA from Nelumbo nucifera (sacred lotus), 2512 nucleotides. Its product is annotated as Tetratricopeptide repeat (TPR)-like superfamily protein. Gene Ontology annotation, biological process: RNA modification. Gene Ontology annotation, molecular function: protein binding; zinc ion binding; RNA binding. The record is from RefSeq and is a predicted model, not a curated record. Lineage: Eukaryota; Viridiplantae; Streptophyta; Magnoliopsida; Proteales; Nelumbonaceae.
ACCGAAUCAAAUCACAAAUUUGGUUUGAAUCGAUUCGGUUUUACGGUUUCAACCACACAAUGAACACCCCUACAUCAGAUGGUCUGGUGGAGGGGCGGUCCGGUCUCCGGUCUCCCUAUAACGGAAAGUUAAGGACUUGACACUGCUAAUAAUUCUAUAUUUCUAUUUAAGAGAAGUGAACCCCGAUUCUGCCCGACCAUGUUCUCUGCCUAAAUACCGACAGGCGAUGGCCGAUGCCUCCCAGGAUUACAAGAAAUCAUCGCUCAUCUUUGCUUACGUUGGUUUCACAAACAAAAUACCGCUAUUCUCCACUUUCCAACUUCCGAUUUCUGCACCCAAAUGCCAACAGAGGCCGAGACACAGAAGCCACCAACGGCUCUUCUCGUUCCCACCCGGCGGGCAAAACCAACGUGGUUCCCACCGAUAAGAUGACGUCAAGGAAACCUAUUUUCAACGGAAAACUUGGGCAAUUCGAUCGAUAUGGGUUCGGCGAUAUUGUUUCGUCGAAUAAGAUGAUCACCAGCUAUAUUCGUUCUGGUGAUUUGGAUUCUGCGCUUAGGAUAUUCGAGAACAUGACUGUUAAAACCACAGUUACUUGGAAUUCAAUCUUGGCUGGCUACUCGAGGCAGGCCGGGAAAUUGAGAGAAGCGCGCCAACUAUUUGAUCGAAUUCCUGAACCGGAUACGGUCUCAUUCAAUACCAUGUUAGCUUGCUACUUUCAUAACUCGGAUAUCGAAAGCGCUCGACGUUUUUUUGAUAGAAUGCCAGUUAGAGAUGCUGCAUCUUGGAAUACCAUGAUUUCAGGUCUCUCCCAGAAUGGGAAGAUGGCUGAAGCCCAUGAGCUCUUUAAGGUAAUGCCAGAAAAGAAUAGUGUAUCGUGGAGUGCCAUGAUUUCGGGUUAUGUGGAGGCUGGGUGUUUGGACUCGGCAGUGGAAUUGUUCCAGCAAGCUCCGGUUAAGAGUGUGGUUGCAUGGACAGCGAUGAUUACUGGGUUUAUGAAGUCGGGGAAGAUUGAGUCGGCGGAAGAAUUAUUUAAAGAAAUGCCGGAUAGGAAUUUGGUGACUUGGAAUGCCAUGGUUGCUGGUUAUGUGGAGAAUGGUCAAGCAGAGACUGGAUUAAAGCUUUUUAGAAGGAUGGUGGCAACGGGAAUCAGGCCCAACCAUUCGAGCUUCUGUAGCGUUCUCUUGGGUUGCAGUAGUUUGUCUGCUCUGGAAUUGGGGAAACAGGUCCAUCAGUUUAUCUCUAAGUCAUCGUUGAGUCUUAAUACAACUGUUGGGACUUCGUUGAUCAGUAUGUAUUGCAAAUGUGGGAAUCUUGAAGAUGCACAAAAGUUGUUCAGUGAUAUGUCCCAAAAGGAUGCUGUUACUUGGAAUGCAAUGAUUUCUGGAUAUGCCCAACACGGUUUUGGGGAAAAAGCAAUUUGUUUGUUUGACGAGAUGACAAAGAGGGGAAUAAAACCAAAUUGGAUCACCUUUGUUGCGGUUUUAUCAGCUUGUAACCAUGCCGGGUUAGUAGAUCUUGGAAUUCAAUAUUUCAAUUCUAUGGAAAGAGAUUAUGGGUUUGAAGCUAUGCCAGAUCACUACACAUGUAUGGUUGAUCUGCUUGGUCGAGCUGGUUUACUGGUUGAAGCUGUAGAUUUGAUCAAGCAAAUGCCUUUCAAAGCACAUUCUGCCAUAUUCGGUACCCUCCUGGGGGCUUGUAGGAUCCACAAGAACUUGGAACUGGCUGAGUUUGCAGCUAAAAACCUGCUUGAUCUGGAACCAAUGAGUGCUGCGGCUUAUGUUCAACUUGCCAAUGUCUAUGCUGCAAUGAAAAGGUGGGACCAAGUUGCCAGGGUACGCCAAUUAAUGAAGGACAAAAAGGUUGUGAAGAUGCCUGGGUACAGUUGGGUUGAGGUGAAGAGUGUUGUUCAUGAGUUCAGAUCAGGUGACAGGGUUCACCCAAAAUUGGCUUCUAUACAUGCAAAAUUAGAUGACUUGGAGCAUAGGAUGAAACUGGCAGGGUAUGUGCCUGAUCUUGAUUUUGCAUUGCAUGAUGUGGGGGAGGAGCAGAAGGAGAUGAUAUUGUUGAGGCAUAGUGAGAAGCUGGCAAUUGCUUUUGCACUGAUCAGUGCACCCCAGGGGACUCAAAUCCGGGUGUUUAAGAACCUUAGAGUCUGUGGGGAUUGCCACAAUGCAAUCAAGUACAUCUCUGCAAUUGAGAAGAGAGAAAUCAUUGUAAGAGAUACUACAAGGUUCCACCAUUUCAGGAAUGGGCAUUGUUCUUGUGGCGACUACUGGUAAGCAUGCACAAGUGGUUGGGGGGGGGUUUCAACUUUGGGGUCUGAACUCCUGGACCCAGCUGGAUUAUUCUCUGUAUUAGCCUCAAGUAUAAAGUUCAAUUUUGGGUUGCAGUAAAAGUUGUCUGGUUAUCUCAUGCCCAAACAUAACUCUCUAAUUUAAGUUUAUACAAAGUCUGUUCAUGCUCUGCACAUGAAGUGGCUGAUACAAGUCAAGAAAAAUGCAAAGUCAAA